Molecule: messenger RNA, 784 nt
Organism: Bufo bufo (common toad)
Lineage: Eukaryota; Metazoa; Chordata; Amphibia; Anura; Bufonidae
Product: protein argonaute-2-like
Exons: 5
Coding region: 139-594 (151 amino acids)
Source: RefSeq, a predicted model, not a curated record
UCCAUAGUGUUUAGAUCCACCUAUUCUUCCAGUAUAAAUAGAGUGAGAUGGACAGUUGUAUCUCAGAGUCUACUGCUGCUUGCUCAAGCUUUUAUCCUACACAUCCUCUUCAGGAGCCUAAAAACCCAAACCACAGCCAUGGAAGGAGCACCAAACCCCUCCAAGAAGCCUUCUGGCAGCCAACAGAGCUCGACCUCAAUUGCAGUAAGCCAAGGAAGCAGCCAAACCCCAAACAGUGGUCAACAGAGCCAGGGAAGUGGACAAGACAGUGGAUACCAAGGGCAAACUGGCAGCAGCUCCCAGUAUGGCAGCGGACAACAACAAGAUCAAAGCAGUGGCCAGCAGGGCAGUGGAAAUCAACAAGGACAGGAUCAGAGCAGUGGUCAGCAGGGUAGUGGAUAUCAACAAGGACAGGAUCAGAGUGGUGGUCAGCAGGGCAGUGGAUAUCAACAAGGACAGGGUCAGAGCAGUGGCCAGCAGACUGGGGGAAAUCAGGGCAGUGGGCAACAAAGUUCUGGAACCCAGCAAGGAGGACAAAGUCAAGGACGUGGACAGGAUUCUUCUUACAACUUUAGACAAGGAAAAGAUAAGUAAUAGACCUGUGGUUUGCCCUCCAAUAUCUAUAUAUACCUCAUGAUAAUUACUGUCCCUUCAUCCUUACUAAAUUAUUCUAUAGCCAAAGCAUAUGAAUAAAAUUCUGUUGUGAUUACAGCAAUUUAAUGUCUCCUCUUGUCAUUUAAGUCAACCAAUAUGAAAAGGGCUCAUUACCUACUAAAUAACUCAC